AUGAAGGACCUAGGUGAACUAAGACACUUCUUAGGUAUUGAGUUUGCCAGAUCUCAACAAAGUAUUGUCAUGCAUCAGAGAAAGUAUGCUCUUAAACUCAUAUCUAAAACUGGACCUAGUGCUGCAAAACAAGCUCCUACACCUAUGGACGCUACUACAAGGUUAACCACUAGUGAGUAUGAUCAGCAUAUCAAGAAAACUGAUCAAGAUUGUGAUAUGCUUGCUGACCAAGGUGCCUAUCAAAGACUUAUAGGCAAGCUGCUGUAUCUAACAAUAACUAAACCAGAUAUAGCAUAUAGUGUACAAACACUAAGCCAAUUCCUACAGAAACCAAAACAGUCUCAUAUGAAUGUAGCUCUUAGAAUUGUUAAGUAUAUCAAGGGCAAACCAGGACAAGGUCUACUAUUGUCUAGCAACAAAAGGGAUGUACUCAUAGCCCAUUAUGAUGUAGAUUGGGUUGCUUGUGCAUUCUUUAGGAAAUCUAUCACAGGGUACACUAUCAAGUUUGCAACUACAAGAGUUGCUUCAACAACUACCAUAUUUGCUGCAACAGUUACGGUAAUUGUUGCAACAACUUUUAUUAGUUAUUAUGUUACUGCAAUUAUCAAAGUUGUUGCAGCAACUUCGAUACUUACUUAA
This is a messenger RNA of Capsicum annuum, 639 nucleotides long. RefSeq lists its product as uncharacterized. The record is from RefSeq and is a predicted model, not a curated record. The coding region runs from base 1 to 639 and encodes 212 amino acids. The transcript is spliced from 2 exons. Lineage: Eukaryota; Viridiplantae; Streptophyta; Magnoliopsida; Solanales; Solanaceae.